Molecule: messenger RNA, 1803 nt
Organism: Hippoglossus stenolepis (Pacific halibut)
Lineage: Eukaryota; Metazoa; Chordata; Actinopteri; Pleuronectiformes; Pleuronectidae
Gene: polr2m
Product: RNA polymerase II subunit M
Exons: 4
Coding region: 262-1296 (344 amino acids)
Biological process (GO): intracellular signal transduction; transcription elongation by RNA polymerase II
Cellular component (GO): nucleus; intracellular anatomical structure
Molecular function (GO): transcription elongation factor activity
Source: RefSeq, a predicted model, not a curated record
GCUCCGCCUCUCGUGUCUGAUUUCCGGUCAAGAGGAAGAAGCCAACUUUGAAACUAUGAUGUUGAACAAAACAAGCUGCGGCUCGAGGAGCUUUCUGAAGCUGUUUAACCCCCAAACAGUCGCUUAAAUGGCGGCGGUUGGACUCGGUUAUCGAACACACUCAGUUUUAUUUUAAUGCCGCGUGUUAAACGUCAGCUCCUGCCGCUGUGAAUGUCUGUCGCUAGCUGUCAGUAGCUAGCUGUCAGUAGCUAGCUAGCAGUGAUGUCGCGGACAGAGCGCCAGGGUCAGGUGGGAGACCUGACGCAGAAGAGAAGAGAGGAGCUCCAGGAUCUGCUGCUGCGACAGGAGAAGAUACUGUCCAACCAGAAGUUAUUGCGGUCUCUUCCUGAUAAAGGUAAAAGGAUAUCGGAGUUUGCUGAGAAAGUGCGUCUUGCCAUUGAACACCACGAUGAAGAGGACAGGAGACAGAGCUUGGUGUCUGCUGCCAGGAUGGAGUUACAGUCCAAGUACCAGCAGAAAUGUGUUGAACCCAACACACCAGCAGCACAGCCGAACAGACAAAGUGAAACUGCAGCAGGAAGUGUGGUACAUGAGAGGGAGACCUCACCUGUCUCCGCUCACGUACAGGAAAAGACCACUUUGGACAAGCAACAGGACCAGUUAGUCUCCAGAGCAGUUGCUGGUGAAACCAUGGAGACGGCUGCUGCUGGGGCCUCUCUGAACUCUGAAGAGACAAAAGAGGGUGACCUUGUUGAGGCCUUGGAAAGGGUCAGACUGUCUGAAUCUAGUACUGGUUUCAGUAGCAAGUCCAAAGAGAGAGACAAUCCUUUUCUCAGAAUGCAGACAGAAAGAAAGCCUCACUAUAUAACUCUCAUGGAAAGAACAGAGACGACUUCAGCUCCUAGGAGGCAGAAAUUUAAAACAAAUCAGCUGCUACACAGAAGUGACAUUUCUUCAUCAGGGUCCUCGUCACCCGGCCAGUCCACUGAAGGCUUGUUGCCGCUCUCCAUCCAGGACAGGAAGGAGAGAGACAGAAAACACUUGGACGACAUCACUGCUGCCAGACUGCCCCCACUCCACUACAGCCCAGUUCAGCUUCUGUCUCUGGAAGAGUCGGCCGUCCUUUUGAAUGACCAAACCAAGAAGCAGAAGGAGUUGCAGGCCAAGCUGGCAGCCCAGAAACUGUCUGAGGGAUUGAAGAUCUCUAUGGGGAGCUACUCUCCUGACGUUGGCCCCAUGGCUGCCUACAGAGAGGUUCAUGAUGAAGGAGCCCUGCCCUCCUCAGAGGAAGACUGAUCCUGGAAGGCUGGAGCUGGGGAAACCAGUGUGACCUUGGCCCUGAGGAAAACGGGCUUUGGACCCUGCAAUCAGGACCCAUCAAACAGGACUUUCUCUCCAAGGACAGGAAUUCUUAACAGAGAAAAAGGGCUCUUUGCAUGUUGUGCAGGCAUAGUGAGUAUCCCAGACUAGGGAAGUUGAGUGGCAGGUUGGGAAACAAGCUCACUAAAUAGUCAUUCAGGUCGUUUGGUGUCCUGCAGAAAUAAUAAUACCUGUGGUUGGCCAGGAGUCUUAAAUGCUGAAUUUGAAGCAUGUGCAUUAUUUUGUGGGAAGUGCCUCUCGUCAGUAGACUUAAACCAAUUUUGUGACUCUGAGCCUCAGAGUAUUGUACAUUGAAAUUUAUAUUUUGAUGUGUUUAUAAUGACAUGUUUUUAAAGCUCAUCUACACGUGGAUCAGACUGUUCUGGGACAAUUAUGACUAAAGAAUUUGCAACUGAAUUUAAUAAACACACCUGAUUCCCUCAA